CCCGGAGGUUUCUAUUUGUUUCGUGGAAACAAUUCAUUCUUAUUGAUAACGUCACCCAUAUCAUUGUUUCUUUUAUCUUCAUCCCUUUCAUAUUGGGUGAUUUUAAUGUCAUAGAUGAGAUUUGUUGAUUUGCUUCUAUUUAAGCCUUAUUUUAUAUUCUAAUUUUCCGAACGCAAGUAGAUAACGUGUUUCGAUUUGGUUCGGUUCAAUUGAGGCUGACGCCUUUGUGUGGAACACCUCGAGUGUAUCGAAUACCUCUGCCUCUCUGCAAACCCUCGAUCUCUUGUCUACAUGUUGUAAUUUCCAGUUUUUGUCUCUUCUUUCUCCUUGUAUUUUUUUUUUUUAGUGCUCUUGGAAUGUUGUUGCGCAGCCGGUUGAGAGAUGAUGCUACUUGCGAGCCAUGGGUUUAUGAUCCCAUGUCUUCCACGGAUGAACUCGGAGGGGAUGCGAAAUCGGCCAUUUUAUAGUAUGAGGUUUGCGAAUGUGGAUGGAGUGUAUCAUGUAGCUGAUGAUUCUGCCACAAGUCAUCGUGUACAAAGGAGGAGGUGUGAUUGCUAUGAUCACUACAAGCAGCUUAUUCCUUACAUGGAGGCUUGGUGUUGGCAAAAGUCUCUUGUACGAAUGAGACACGACUUAGUAGGCCGAGAUGAAGAUCAUUCUGACAUGUUGAUCAUUCUGCAACAUCCUCCAGUAUAUACAUUGGGGACUGGUAGUUUGGAGAAGUAUUUGCAUUUUAAUAUACAAGAUUCUCCCUACGAAAUUUAUCGGACUGAACGUGGUGGAGAGGUCACAUAUCAUGGUCCUGGUCAGCUUGUAAUGUACCCUAUUGUCAAUUUGCGGUAUCACAAGAUGGAUCUACAUUGGUACCUUAGGUCACUUGAGGAAGUGAUUAUCCGAGUCCUUUCAUCAACUUUUGCUAUCAAGGCAUCUAGGAUCAAGGGUUUAACCGGAGUUUGGGUCGGGAAUAAAAAAGUUGCUGCAAUAGGGAUUCGGGUGUCACGGUGGAUAUCGUAUCAUGGAUUGGCAGUGAAUGUUACAACAGACUUAUCUCCAUUUCAGCGCAUUGUUCCAUGCGGCUUACAGGACCGUGAGGUUUGUAGCCUUAAGGAACUACUAGGGAAUUCUUUGAGUGGGAAGAUUGAAGAUUCUGUUUUAAUUGAUACUGCUCAUGAAUCCUUGGUUAAGGAAUUCUCUGAAGUUUUCCAGUUGUCACUUUCCAACAGAUCAAUCUCUUGAUUUCACUUUUCCUGAUGAUAGACAGAAACUAUCAGAGAAAGAAUUUGAGAUGGGGCAGCUCGUCCCAAUAUGUCAUCAGCCUUUUGGUAAUGCAAGGAGCUUAAAUUCAAGCAAAUUCUACUAUAACAGUAGGAGGUAUUUGACAAAAAAAAAGUUUUUUUUUUCAAAAAGCUACCAAUACAUAUUGAAUAUUCUCAUUGUUUUUGACUUGUGCAGAAGAACUUUGGUGAAAGUCCAAGUUUUAUGUUUUUA
Molecule: messenger RNA, 1488 nt
Organism: Musa acuminata subsp. malaccensis (wild Malaysian banana)
Lineage: Eukaryota; Viridiplantae; Streptophyta; Magnoliopsida; Zingiberales; Musaceae
Product: octanoyltransferase LIP2p, chloroplastic
Biological process (GO): rRNA processing; protein lipoylation; tRNA processing
Cellular component (GO): ribonuclease MRP complex; nucleolar ribonuclease P complex
Molecular function (GO): lipoyl(octanoyl) transferase activity
Source: RefSeq, a predicted model, not a curated record